UUAGUAAUUCAUAUUGGACUAAUAAUUUUUUGACAAUGUCAGAUGUCAGAAAGACCGCUCAGUUAUAUUUAACUAUUUCAGGGUCAAGAGAGAAGUGGAGUUGCAUGAUUGGCUUACAGAUGCACAAAAGGAGGAGCUGGAACCGCUCAAAGAUAAACCAGAGGAAUAUCGCGAAAAGGUGAUGAAAUUUUACAAGCAACUACCUCAAGAGAAACAAGAUGAGUGGAAUAAGUUCUACAAGAAGCACUGUGUUGCAUGGAUUAAAGAGGUGGCUACGGAGGAAGAAAGGAACGAGCUUAAACAGCUGAAGGAAAAGAAGGACAAAGAAGCAAUCCUAGCAAAGGUCCGCUCUUAUAGAGAACGUUUGCCAGAAGACAGGAGAAAGAUGGUAGAGUCAUUCGAGGUGUGUUAA
Molecule: messenger RNA, 412 nt
Organism: Strongylus vulgaris
Lineage: Eukaryota; Metazoa; Nematoda; Chromadorea; Rhabditida; Strongylidae
Source: the annotation of a GenBank genome assembly